AUGUCAAAACUCCCCUCCUUCUUGCGCACCCUCUACUCAAAGCCCCUCCACCGCUGCCUCCUCCUCGGCGUCAGCGGCUCGGGCAAGACCGCGCUCCUCUACCGCAUGCUCCUCAAUGAGCUUGUCGGUUCGAUUCCUACAAUCGGGUUUAACUGUGAGGAAAUCCCCACCGGCCGCGCCACACUCCAAUUCUGGGACAUUGGCGGCGGCUGCGGCACAAUCCACCCCCUAAUCCGCCACUACAUGCAGCCCGGCAGCCACAUCCUCUUCCUCGUCGACACGGCCGCCUGCCUCUCGGACCGCGAGGUGCUCUCGUGGACGCUCGACGGGCUGGCCACUGAAGCGCAAGCCUCCCGAGACAGCGAGGGGGGCUUCUUCGGUGUUGCGUUUGGGAAACAAGACCGUCUGGAGAAUGCGGCCGUAGAUCCCAGAGUCGCAGAGUUGGAGAAGAGCGUAAGAUCGGCGAUGGAGACGGUCUACGGGGACGGAAAAAAGGGGACGAGGUGGGCUAUAUAUUGGAAUGAAGAGGGUGGUGGUAUAUCGGCUGCGACGGGGGCGGGCCUGAGUGAUGGGUGGUUGGCGCGCGAGUUCCUAAAGGGGAUAAAGGCAGGAUUGGAGGAGGGUAAGAAGAAUGAUUCGAGGCCUCCGAUGACAUCGCCGCCGCUGUCGCCGCCACAGAAGGACCCGCUUGACGAGGGCCAGCUUCGCGCCCUGAUAGAGAAGCAGAAUGAGGAUGAUGCAUAUAUAAACCUGACCGUAGAUGAAUUUUUCGAGAAGAUGGAGUCCGGUAUGUUGGAGAAAUGGGAUCAUCGGGCGCACCUUAGGGCAGGCUACUAUGUCCUGAUUGAAAUUCUGUGGGUGGGACAUGGCCUCUGGGAGGCUGCUGAAGACUUUCUCGGAAAGCUGGAGAGUAUGUUGGCCAGUGAUUCAAAGUUAGCCGAAAUCGAAGGGAGAGAGAAGAAGUUUAGGAAUACUGUGCACCGCACAAUGACGACCUUUUACCUGCACAUGAUUCAUAUUUCUCUCCUGGAUUUUACUGCUCAAAACCCUUCUAAUCUCCCCAAAUCUACCGACUUUCCAAAAUUCCUCCUGUCAAACCCUCACCUGAUGAGCUCUCAACUUUGGUCCGCCUAUUAUACCAAAGACACCUUAUUCUCACCCACAGCCAAAUCAGCCUGGGUCCUUCCAGACCUAAAGCCUCUUCCCACGUAUAUUAACUCUGUAAAUAGUGAUGGUGAACUAAAGAAGAACAGCAGUGCUACUCCUGGUCACCUAACCGAGACUGAGAGACUGCAAAGAUUUGCGUUCACAAUCCUUAAACACGUAAAGUCAACCAACCAGCGCCGCGGAAAAGUCAUAAAGGACUCCCUAUCUGCUCUCCAAAAACACAUCAUGCACCAACGAUCUAAAGGCAUCAAUCUAGAACCCUACUCUGAAACCAAAGCCUACUUCUGGAUCCAGAUACUCCACGCCUCAAUCGACAGCCUCGGCGGAGCUAAGGUAAUCGACAUUAUAACCCUCUCAUUCCCCUCGUUCGUGCUGCUUUUCCCGGAGCUUCUACACCGCCGCGAUAAAGGGAAAGAGGUCUGGAGACCCUACUAUACCGAAAAGUCAUGGGAGAGUAUCGAGGCCAGAAUGGCGCUGGUGCUGCCGACAUUGAAGCCGCUGCCGAAUGUGAUAGUGCCGCCGACGGCGAAGGAGCGAGAGGCGGCGGUGAGGAAAGAGCUGGAGGUGCGCAUUGUGGGUAGGGGGAGUGGUUUGUCGGAUGUUGAGAUGAUGCUGCAUGAGUUUUGGGUUGUUGGCGAGGUUCGGGAGGCAGACGACGUAGGGAGACCGCCUCAUACCCAUGGGGGGCUUCUGUGGAGGAUAUUUUCAGCACUAUGGUACGCGAAGCAGGAGAAGAGGGGUAUGGGAGAUGCGUUAAAUGAGGUUUUGGUGGCGGAUGUGAGAGGCAAAGAACCCGAAAGGAGGUUUGGGUUCACAGAGAAGGCCUUUUGGGCUCGGGUGGUGCUUAAACGGUUCUUGGAGUUUGAGCUUGUGAAGCCAGGUGAUGUGGGAGGUGGGGAUCCCAGAGGGGCGAUUUUGAUGAACUUUCAAAGCUUUCUGGCAAAGAACAAGGAGUUGGUCUUGAAGGAUAUGUGGCAAGGCUACUAUUCGGCAGAAACGUGGCAUAGUGAAGACGCAGCGGUGAGGUUUGUUCCGCCAGAUUUGAAGGAGACUGAGAACUUUAUGUGA
Molecule: messenger RNA, 2235 nt
Organism: Morchella importuna
Lineage: Eukaryota; Fungi; Ascomycota; Pezizomycetes; Pezizales; Morchellaceae
Exons: 3
Coding region: 1-2235 (744 amino acids)
Biological process (GO): intracellular protein transport; vesicle-mediated transport
Cellular component (GO): cytoplasm
Molecular function (GO): GTPase activity; GTP binding
Source: RefSeq, a predicted model, not a curated record